UAAAGAAAUCGAAACAAAGCUUAAACUGCUGUAUGUCUGUCUAUCUGUGAGUACACGUACUGCAAUGGCAGGAACUAGUAUCUCAAUGGCUCAGUUAAGUUGUUCAAUUUGUCUGAAUCUACAGAAGGAUCCAGUGUACCUUACCUGUGGACACAGUUACUGUAUGAGCUGUAUUACAGGCUGCUGGGAUCAGGAUGAUCAGAAGACAAUCUACAGCUGCCCUCAGUGCAGACAGACCUUCAAUCCAAGACCUGUUUUAGGUAAAAACACCAUGCUGGCUGAAGUACCAGAGAAUCUGAGGAUGAUAAAAGUACAAGCUGUUCAACUUGAUCACUGUUAUGGUGACUCUGGAGAUGUGGAGUGUGACGUCUGUAUUCAGGAGAAAUACAAAGCCAUCAAGUCCUGUCUGGUGUGUCUGCAAUCUUACUGUCAAAACCAUUUUGAAUCUCAUGAAGAACUUCACCCAGGAAAGCGACAUAAAGUCACUGAUGUCACUGGACAACUGCAGAAAAUGAUUUGCAGUAAACAUGAUAAACUGAAGGAAAUUUUCUGUCGUAACGAUCAGUCCUGUAUAUGUUAUUUGUGUAUGUUGGAUGAACACAAAAACCAUGACACCGUAUCAGCUGCAGCAGAGAGGACUGAGAAACAGGCAAAACUGGUUGAGAUACAAAGAAAAUUUCAGCAGAGAAUGCAGGAGAGAAAGAAGGAACUUGAGGAGCUGAUAAAGACUGUAGAGUCUUAUAAGCGCUCUGCACAGACAGCAGUGGAGGACAGUGAGAGGAUCUUUACUGAGCUGAUCCUCUCCAUUGAGAGAAGUCGAUCUGAGGUGACACAGAUGAUCAGAUAUCAAGAGAAGGCUGCAGUGAGUCAAGCUGAAGGACAACUGAAGCGACUGGAGCAGGAGAUUGAAGAUCUGAGGAGGAGAGAUGUUGAGCUGGAGAAGCUUUCACACACAGACAAUCCCAUCCAUUUCCUCCAGAGUUUCCAGUCUCUCCCACCUCCUUCUGGAUCUACAGACUUACCCAAAUUCACUGCCAGUUCUCACUUUUCUUUUGAUGAUGUUGGUAAAUCUAUGUCUCAUCUAAGAGAACUUCUUGAGCAUUUCUGCAGAGAGGAGGUAGAAAAGAUUCUUGGUAAAGCAAAGUAUAUUGAGAUCAUUCCAACCCCUGAAUUCAAGACAAGGGAAGAGUUUCUAGAGUAUUUUUUCCGGUUAACAGUCAAUUCAAACACAGUUCAUAAAAACCUCCAUCUGUCAGAAGGAAACAGAGUAAUUACUUACACUGACACAGACCAGCCAUACCCUGAUCAUCCAGACAGAUUUGAUUCUCUGCAGCAAGUGUUGUGCAGAGAGAGUGUGUGUGGACGCUCUUACUGGGAGGUGGAGUGGAGUGGUCGAGUGGAAAUGUCAGUGUCAUACAAGAGCAUCAACAGGAAGGGACAUGAUGAUGAUUAUGAUGACAAAGAGAACAAAAAUGAAGACUAUGAAAAAGAUGAUAAUUAUGACAUGUGUGAGUUUGGACGUAAUGAUCAAUCCUGGUGUUUGUUCUGCUCUGACUCCAGCUGCUCAUUCUGGCAUAAUAAUAAAGGGUCUAAACUCCCUGAAGUCUCCAGCUCGUCUAGAAUAGGAGUGUAUGUGGAUCACGGUGCAGGAACUCUGUCCUUCUACAGCGUCUCUGACACAAUGACCCUCAUUCACAGAGUCCACACCACAUUCACUCAGCCUCUCUAUGCAGGGUUUCUGAUUUAUGAUGACUCAACUGUGAAAUUGUAUGAGAUAUAAAAAUGGGCUCAUACAGUAAACUGUAAAAAUAAUAACAUGGUUUAAUCAAUAAACCAAUAUACAGCUGAACUUAUGUUAUUGAAUACAAGUUCUUUACAUAUUAUUAGAAUUGAAAUAUCAUCAGAUAGAUUUAAUAAUGGUUAUAAUAAAUAAUAGGACCUAUUAUCGUUUAUGUUACAGACACUAUGGAAUAAAAUGUUUUCCCAACAAGUUUGUUGCAUUGUAAUU
Molecule: messenger RNA, 2008 nt
Organism: Puntigrus tetrazona (Sumatra barb)
Lineage: Eukaryota; Metazoa; Chordata; Actinopteri; Cypriniformes; Cyprinidae
Product: tripartite motif-containing protein 16-like
Exons: 6
Coding region: 65-1780 (571 amino acids)
Molecular function (GO): zinc ion binding; protein binding
Source: RefSeq, a predicted model, not a curated record